UGUUGGUGUCUUGGAUUCUUGCAGAAUUUUAAAACUUCAUUACCUACAUAUACUUUUUCAUUAACAGGUUGAAUAUUAAUGCACAAGAUACUUAUGUAUAUAUGUGCCUUUAGUGUCCAACACAACAAGUUUGAUGAAGAAACUCUGUAUUCUUAGACUAGUUUUAUAUUGCUCAUAACAGUUAACUCCAAGAUAUUGACCAGAUAUGGCAGAGGUGAUAAAUAGUACAGCAGAGAAGACAGCAAAUGCCAAGCAAGCAGCACCACGUGUAGAGUCAUGUCAAUUUGGGCCAUGGACCUUCACUGCAACCAAGAGCCACAUUAUGGGAUCCAAGUGUGACACCCCAGAGACAUGCUCCUCUGCUCCACCUACCUCACCGGAACUUCUUUGUCAGCUCUGCGGGUUUAACUUGUUGGUAGGCAAAGAGCAUCUGCCUGACAUGAUCUUCAACAAGAAUGUGUUGAGAAUAGAACAUGAGACGGGAGCAGCCAUUGAGUUCAACGCACUGGAUGCCCUCAGGGAGCUGCGGGAUGUGGACCUUGACAACAUCCAGGUGGCUCAUGCCACCGAGUGGCAGGAGGCCAGGAAGGAUUGUGAGCACACCCAGAAUGUAGUGUCCGGUUACGACUGGACCUACACCACCAACUACAAUGGCAGCUUGAGUGGUGGCUUCUCCAUACGCCCGUCAGACACAAGAAUAGACAUGCAGAAGCUCAGGGCAAAGGAGCCAAUACGUUUUUUUCAGGAGCUUUACCUAUAUGAGGAUGAACUUGAUGAUAAUGGCGCCUCAAACUGCGUUGUCAAAAUUGUGAGUUUUCUGGUGGAGGAGUAA
Hyalella azteca is the source of this 832-nucleotide messenger RNA. RefSeq names its product TIP41-like protein. NCBI's taxonomy places the organism in Eukaryota, Metazoa, Arthropoda, Malacostraca, Amphipoda, Hyalellidae. Gene Ontology annotation, cellular component: cytosol. The record is from RefSeq and is a predicted model, not a curated record. The coding region runs from base 206 to 832 and encodes 208 amino acids. The transcript is spliced from 3 exons. Gene Ontology annotation, biological process: TOR signaling.